CUCAACAUCACAUCAUCUGAGUUGCCGCUCCUACCAACGCUGUCAUCGCUGUGAUUUGUGAUUAUCGUGCUGCCAGAGUGCUGGCACCCAGACCCAGACCAUCAGUCCACUCUGUGCUGCUGUUUACAAAACAAGUGCGAUAAGAUAGAAGCAUUUCGAGCUCUCGACCAUUCGAGGUGCUCCAGGGACUGCGAGAUUAGCUGAGCGCGUGCGUGCCAGUUCUUGUGGUGCGGUCUAUCUUGUUCUUAUCACCGAAAAAAGGACCGUGUGCCGUGAAGCAACUCCACCAGAUCGAGAAUGAGAAACCGACUGAUUGAUCAGGUCCGUGAGGAUGGGUUCGCCGUUAUCGACGAUUUCCUGACACCAGAAGAGGUGAGCGAGCUGCUGCAGGUGGGCCAAAACCUGCACAAAGAUGCACCGAAGGAGGAGCGCAAGGUGUUCAGCGCAAACGCCGGUGGCAAAUCGGCUCAGAGCAAGGAACAAUACUUCCUGGAGAGUGCCGAUAAGGUGCGCUACUUCUUCGAGGAGGGUGCAAUCGGUGAAAACGGCGAACUGCUGGUCGAUCCGGCCUUUUCACUCAACAAGGUAGGCCAUGCGCUGCACAGCGAGCAUCCGGCCUUCGAGGGAAUCACCUUCUCGAACCGUGUGAAGGAGGUGUGCUGGCAGCUUGGCUUCCGACGGCCCGCGGUCGCGCAGAGCAUGUACAUUUUCAAGAAUCCCGGCAUUGGCGGCGAGGUGAAGCCACACCAGGACGCCACCUACCUCUACACCGAGCCCAGCACAACGGUCGGGUUCUGGAUACCGCUGGAAGACGCCACACUGCAAAACGGAUGUUUGCACUUCAUCAAGGGAUCACACAAAAGUGGCGUACAUCGACGAUGGGUACGAAACACCGAUGCGUCCUCCGAAGAGCUGCUGAUCUACGAUCGACCGGCACCGCUGUACCCGCAGUCUAACUUUGUGCCGGUCCCGGUGAAGGCCGGUUCGUGUGUGCUCAUCCACAGCCAGGUCGUGCACCGGAGCGAUGCGAACAAGUCUGACCGCAGCCGGCACGCGUACACCUUCCACGUGAUCGAAACCGAAGACUGUGACUAUUCCAAGGAGAACUGGCUCCAGCCGACGGAGGAUCAUCCGUUUCCGGUACUGUACGAGCGGGAUUGAUCCGGUGUGGUGCCCGGGGGGCCUAUGCGUGUGAUAAGCUCUUCUUCUCUUCCCUGUUCGCUUGUCUAUUCUAUUUACCUCGACUUAAGAGAUUAUGCUGUAACGUGCAACACGUGGGGAUCGCUCCCCUCGCACGAUCUUCGAUCGAUAAGGGAUAAUAGUGGCCUCGCAGGCGGCUGUUUUUUUCCUUUGGUUCCAUUAUGCUACCCAUGAAUUAAAGAUAUGCUCCCCGUGCCAUAGAUGUGUUUAUACAUGUACACAUAUACACAUACAUAUAUAUACCGUGCGUCUGAUGCGCCUCCGUGAAGUACGCCACUGGUGCAAUCGAAUGCGAUCGACCGUUUAUCGAGUGUGCUAAAGUGCAACAUAUAUUAUUGUAAAAAAAAAACAAAGGAAAUCAACUAAUAAAAAAAGGACUGAACGAAACA
Molecule: messenger RNA, 1589 nt
Organism: Anopheles darlingi
Lineage: Eukaryota; Metazoa; Arthropoda; Insecta; Diptera; Culicidae
Gene: Phyhd1
Product: phytanoyl-CoA dioxygenase domain-containing protein 1
Exons: 3
Coding region: 298-1161 (287 amino acids)
Source: RefSeq, a predicted model, not a curated record